AUGGCUCGCAUAGUAUUGUUGAUCUCUGCAGCCAUUGUUCUCUUGAUGAGUUUAGACAUCUCUGAAAGCACGUCCCCUCCUCCUAGGGUACAAGCUACUCCACCGUUUCCUACCAUUGGCGGUGGUGGUGGAGGUGAAGGUGGUGGAGGCGGCAUCAGUGCAGGUCCAGGCAGUGAAGGCUCUGGUUUUGGUUCCGGCACAGGGUCCGGCCGUGGAAGUGGUGGCGGUGGUGGAGGGGGUGGGGAAGGCGGUGGCAGUGGCAGGGAUGGCGGUAGUGGCUUUGGAUAUGGAAGUGGCAGCGGGUAUGGCGGUGGUGUUGGCAGUGCUGGAGGAUUUGAUGCUUUCCCGGGGAUCCAUUAA
Argentina anserina (silverweed cinquefoil) is the source of this 360-nucleotide messenger RNA. Its product is annotated as glycine-rich cell wall structural protein 2-like. The record is from RefSeq and is a predicted model, not a curated record. The transcript has a single exon. Lineage: Eukaryota; Viridiplantae; Streptophyta; Magnoliopsida; Rosales; Rosaceae. Bases 1 to 360 code for a protein of 119 amino acids.